GGCGCGCGCGCCUGCGCGAGGGCGGCGGAUUCGAACGGCGGAGAGAGGGAGGGCGGCGGGAGGAAGAGGAACAGGAGCAGGGAGAAGAAGAAGAGCAGAGGAAGAUGAGGCGCACGGUGCCCCGCAGCACUUUGCGGAAAAUAAUAAAGAAAUACAAGCCGCAGUUACGCCUGGCGGCGAACGCCGACCUGCUGGUGCAUUUGAACUUCUUACUGUUUCUCCAUCGGCUAGCAGAAGAAGCCAGGACAAAUGCUUUUGAGAACAAAAGUAAAAUAAUUAAACCCGAGCACACCGUAUCUGCCGCAAAGGUUAUUUUAAAGAAAAGCAGAGGCUAGAAAACAGACCACUGGAAUUUUAAAGCAUGUUUUUCCAUCUUGUCUUACUAACUUGAGGCACUGUGAGCCAGCUUUAGCACUUGUGGAAGUAUGCAGUUUUAUUGAUGUCUGUCUCCUGACUCUGAGUAUCUUGCUCUUUCUUUAAAAAAAAAUAAAAAAAUCUUGCAAUGUAUAUUUUCAUACGCUUCA
This is a messenger RNA of Chiroxiphia lanceolata (lance-tailed manakin), 524 nucleotides long. It is a transcript of the gene CENPW, whose product is annotated as centromere protein W. Gene Ontology annotation, cellular component: kinetochore; nucleoplasm. The coding region runs from base 105 to 335 and encodes 76 amino acids. The transcript has 3 exons. Gene Ontology annotation, molecular function: DNA binding; protein heterodimerization activity. NCBI's taxonomy places the organism in Eukaryota, Metazoa, Chordata, Aves, Passeriformes, Pipridae. The record is from RefSeq and is a predicted model, not a curated record. Gene Ontology annotation, biological process: mitotic cell cycle; kinetochore assembly; chromosome segregation.